UGCUGCUUUGACCCCACCACCUCGUCAGUACAAACGCCGUGAUGAGUCCGAACUCGCGUUGACCUAUUGACUCGUGUCGCCGUCUCGCCGAGCGAACCCGACGUCGUCGGCGAUGAGGAAGGCGGCGGCGCUGGCGUCCGCGGCGAUGGCCGCAGCAGCAGUAGCGGUAGUCUCCACGGUGUUGCACCAGAGGCAACGUCGGGCGGCGAAGCGGUCAGAGCGCGCGGAGGCCGUGCUGCUGCGGGACCUGCAGGAGCGGUGCGCCGCGCCGGUGGAGCUGCUGCGGCAGGUGGCGGACGCGAUGGCCGCGGAGAUGCGCGCGGGGCUCGCCGCCGAGGGCGGGAGCGACCUCCAGAUGCUCGUCACCUACGUUGACUCCCUCCCCUCCGGGGGUGAGAAAGGGAUGUUUUAUGCACUUGACCUUGGAGGAACAAAUUUCCGUGUUUUACGAGUUCAAUUAGGAGGCAAAGAACGUCGAAUUAUCAAGCAAGACUCAGAAGGGAUAUCCAUUCCACAACAUUUAAUGUCCAGCAGUUCACAUGAGUUGUUUGAUUUUGUUGCUGUGGCUUUAGCAAAAUUUGUUGCCUCUGAAGGUGAAGACUGCCAUCUUCCUGAGGGUACCCAAAGAGAACUAGGUUUUACAUUCUCCUUUCCAGUGAAACAAAAAUCAUUGGCAUCUGGCACUCUUAUCAAGUGGACGAAGAGUUUUGCAAUUGAUGAAAUGGUCGGCAAGGAUGUUGUGGCUGAAUUAAACAUGGCUAUCAGAAGUCAAGGACUUGAUAUGAAAGUCACAGCAUUGGUUAAUGAUACAGUAGGGACAUUAGCUGCUGGGAGAUAUGUGAAUCAUGAUACUAUUGCUGCUGUUAUACUGGGAACAGGUAGUAAUGCAGCGUACAUAGAUCAUGCAGAUGCAAUUCCAAAAUGGCAUGGAUCCCUGCCCAAGUCUGGAAAUAUGGUAAUAAACAUGGAAUGGGGUAACUUUAAGUCCUCACAUCUUCCACUUACUGAAUUUGAUCAAGAGUUGGAUGCAGAAAGUUUGAACCCUGGCAAACAGGUUUACGAGAAAUCGAUUUCUGGUAUGUAUAUGGGGGAACUUGUUCGAAGAAUCUUACUAAAGAUGGCUCAAGAAACUCGCAUUUUUGGUGAUAAUAUACCUCCAAAACUUGAGAGACCAUACAUCUUAAGGACACUUGACAUGCUGAUCAUGCAUCAUGAUACAUCAUCUGAUCUCAGAACAGUUGCCAACAAGUUGAAAGAAGUCUUGGGGAUCGAAUAUACCUCUUUCACGACGAGGAAACUGGUUUUGGAUGUUUGUGAGGCCAUUGCGACACGCGGUGCACGGCUUGCUGCUGCUGGGAUAUAUGGCAUUAUCCAAAAGCUUGGUCAGCAUUCUGACAGCCCCAGUACGAGAAGGUCCGUGAUUGCUGUGGAUGGAGGGGUCUAUAAAUACUACACUUUCUUCAGCCAGUGCAUGGAGAGCACUCUGAGUGACAUGCUUGGGCAGGAGCUGGCCCCCUCUGUUAUGAUCAAGCAUGUCAAUGAUGGCUCAGGCGUUGGGGCAGCUCUCCUGGCAGCCUCUUAUUCUCAAUACCACCAGGCUGAAUCUGCAGAUAGUUCAUAAUAUUCUAAAAAAAAGAAGCUGAAUCUGCAGAUAGCUCUUAAUAUUCUGAAAAAACUGUCAAAAAAUAAUAUUCUGAAAAAAAACUGUGUAUUAAGGUGAUAAACAAUAGGUUUUGGAGCAAUUUUUUUUUUAAGAUAAUGGAUUAAACCGGCCUCUACAUCCAAACGAGAUUCUAGAGCAAUAGCAGCUAUACAGUUUGCCUAAGGGCUAAAUAUCUUGUAUUUUGCAAAUGUCAAUUGUACAUGAACUCUAUCUGCAAUAUCUGUUCAGUGUUUCAGUGGGUCA
Messenger RNA from Oryza sativa Japonica Group (Japanese rice), 1906 nucleotides. The record is from RefSeq and is a predicted model, not a curated record. Lineage: Eukaryota; Viridiplantae; Streptophyta; Magnoliopsida; Poales; Poaceae.